CUUCUUUUGUUAACUAAAGGCCACUUCAUUUUCCCAAUUAUUCUUUGUUCUCUCGGGAUCUAAUCUUCCAAAGAAAAACCCUAGAAAUACGAAAUCGAGGUUUCCUGUUCGGAAGUUAAAUGAAUGGAUGAUAGAGAGUGUAUUGCUAGUGAAGAUCUUAGGUGCCGUAGUGCUGCAGCAGCACCAGACGAAGAAGAAAUUCCAUUAGAUCGAGAGGAGAAGAAGAAGUUAAGACGAGUAAGCUUCGCUGAUGAACUCACUUCAGUUCAUAUAUUUCAGAGAGAUGAUGAUGGAUCUGAUCAGACUCCUGUAGACGAUAAUCCUAAACCUAAUUGUAGCCCUCCACCGAAAACCGAAGAUGAAAAUGAUGACGAACAAAAAAAAUUUGUGUUGGAUUUCCCUUCUACUUCGCCUGGAAGUGAUUUUGGUUCGGCUUCUACGUCUCACAACGAUGACGGGGAUGGUUGGUUUGGGAAGGUUUCAGCAAGUUUUAUUAGGGGACAUCUAUCAGCUUCUGCAGUAUCGGAUGACAGUAAUUAUGAAACUACUUUAGACUCUACAGACUUUAAGUUACAUUUUCAGAAUCUUAAUCAGUCAGAUAUGGAAUCAGAUUUCAAAACACCAACAAGAAGUCACCUCUCACUUGAAUGUAGGAUGCCGUCAACUGGAGAUUUUACUGGCACUAAUUCUACUGGGAAUUUAAUGUUUGGAGUUCAUAAACCAACUCCUGCGGUUUCCAUUUCUGGCGGCACAUCUAGUGGUGCUGGUGAUGAUAUGAGUUUGAUAGAUGAAAAUAGACGUAUAUAUGACUAUGGGAUAUUGUCUCACACCUUAGAAGCCAUGAUGUCCGAAAGCAGAAAUAUUUUGUAUGGUAUUUCCGCUCCAGGUUGUGUCAAAAUUCCUAAGUCAUCCAAUUUGGAGGACGUAAAUAAUGGAUUGAAAACAUGUGAUGAACUUAAAAGCCACGUAAUAGGACUAGAGGAAAUGGGAGGCAAUGAGCUGGAGAGCACUAAUCCUCUGGAUCCUCCCUCUGAGGUGGUCUCCAAUAGCGAUGUGAACCAUAAAGGAAAUGAUAGAUUUGCUUCCAGCAUUAUAGACCGGUUCAUCACCAGCACAGCACACAGUCUCCCAGAUGCUGCUGCUGUCCAAGCUCACCAGAGUCUAAUUCUGAGUGAGUCAACUUCGGCCAUGUUACAGAAUAUGCCCUCUGCCAUUGACCAAGACUCAGCUAAAGCUGCAGUAGUAGUAGUUGGUGGAUCAACCGUUGAGUUUGGUGGCGGUAGUGAAUCUUUGGAUCAACAGUUUGUAUUCGGUGAUGGUACCAAAUCUAGCGAUCCGUUGAGUUCUCCCAGGGAAACGAAUUUGAUGCAUGUCACGACACAAAGUGAUUGCAGGGAUGCAGGUAAUGUUGAGCACAAAAUGACUGAAGAUUCCUUGAGUAAUGCAAGAUGUACUACUGAAAUUGGUUUCAAGAUAACUAACCAAUCUUCCAAACCAGAAGGGUCUGUAUCAUCAUCAUAUCUUAAGCAACAACGAAUAUUUCAUCCUAGCAUUUUCUUAACUGUUAGUGAAUCUCCACUACUUCAUGUUGAGAGCAGAAUGAAUGGAAACUCUUGGAAUGACACAAGAUGUACCCCUGAAAUUGGUUAUAAAACUAAUCAAUCCUCCAAAUCCCCACUAGAAGGGUCCGUAUCUUUGUUGAGCGCUAAGCGACAAAAAAUGUUUCAUCCUACUUCCAGUGCUGGACAACAACCUAGCUCCCCUUUAAACAAUGGAAGUAUGGAUAGUUCGGCUAUUUUAUCUAUGGAUUGUAGCAGUCAACAUGUAAGCAUUGGAAGGGCUUUGGAAGUAGACAGGAAUUUAGUGAAAACUACUGGGGAUGACAGAAAUACAGAUCCUAACAAGAUACAUGUUUCACUUGCUGAUUCAGGAGAGGAACUGGGAAGUGUUUCUCAAGAAAACAAAGAUGUUGGAGAGACAACUAGAAUGAAAACCGAUGCUGAAGGGUCAUCACCACCAAGGAUCUUCAGAAAUUCGAAAGAGAAUGAAUAUAUUGUGCAUAACGGAGUACUCAAGGACCAGAUAUCUGCAGGUAUUUCCUUCUGUCGCCGCGACAUGCAAAUGGAUUUUGUAACUACUAAGGCCUGUGUGACACCCUUGCGGGUUUUGAGUCCCUUGAAUUCACAGUGGGGAAGCCCAGAGAGUAACUUCUUUUCAAGGACAUACCCAGCCAGGUUGACAGAGAGGGUUUCUGAAAACAUUUCUUCUGAUGGCCCUGCGUUUACAUGUGCUCGUAAAAGGACUGCAACUCCGACCAAUCUUGUAAAGAGAUUAAUGGAAUGGUGGCCUGAAGGUCCUUCUACUCAGGAUACCAAUAUAUCGUCGGAGAUUAUUGGUGGAGAAAAGGUUCCAAGUUCCCUCAGCUUGCUGACAUCCGUUUCUGUACAAGAGGCUGAGAAUUCUGAACAUAAGCAAAGACUUGAAAGGGCCAAUUUUAUGGAUAAAGAGGACAAAGAAAUCGUCAAAAUCCAAAAAAGUCCUAAGGUUGCGCCAGUAUCGGAGAUUAUGAUACUUUUUUCUAAUCGUUGUAUCGAGAAGAUCAGUGAAGUUAAAAUGGAUGGAGAUCUCUUGACUAGAGAUUUAGAUCAUGUGUUUUAUGAGUUUUCUGAAGCUAUGAAACACCAGAUGCUGCCAUUGGCAGAAAAUCUCAAUCCGAGACAGGUUUCCGAUUUGGAAGACAUAUUUGGCCGACUAGAAAAGGCUAAUAAGUACAAAGUCAUAUGCAAUCAGAUACAGUCCCAGGAAAUACAUAAUCACGAUGUUAACCUCCAGCAGAACCGAGUAGUCGAAGCAAGGCAAUUGCAACAGAUGCUUGUGUACAAACAAGCUAAGUUGCAGUUAUUGCGUCUGAGGCAGGAACGACUGCGUAAAAAAUAUCAGUUGCUGCGUUCUGGAAUUCAGGAAACUAAACUUAUAUCAGAAUCUUUUGCAAACCACUGUAAACCUGGUCGUAGAGGUGUUCAGCUUAAAGAUAGUCAUGUGACAUCUGUUUUAGUUGACCAGAACAGCAAAAACACGUUUACUCAGGAAGAACGUCAAAAAGUGGAUGCAAAGAGGCAAGAGCUUGGGUCUUUGGCUAAUAAAGUAAAAGAGUUAAUUCAGUCACUCAUCUUCUCCUAUAAGAUCAAAGGAGAACCAAGUUCCAAUGAUGUUAUUGUAUUAGUUAAUGAACAGUUGAAGACAAAAUCAGCUAACAGAUUUGUGCACCAGUACCUACAGCUAUGGGAAGUGGUUGAUCUCGAGAAAAAGAAUUUGCAGUAUAACCUUAAGCUCAACUACCUUGGUUUCCUUCAUCAAAGGUUCAUCAUAACUGUUGGUCCAGUAGCAAGAAUAAUAGUAACAAACAAAUUGAUUGAAGCUAACAUUAAGAAGAGUUACCCAAUCAUAAAUGCUUGCGUUGCCUUUGCAUAUGUGUUCAAUGCUGAGUGCUCUCGUGAUCUUGGUAGUUCAAAAAACUUGGCACUAGAGACACAUUUAACCAGUCUCCUUUUAGAUAAUCUGCUAGACGUAGUUGAGGAGGCACUCACGGUUAAAAUCGAGCUUAGUAAUUUGAUUAAAACAAGUUUUAAUUCGCCAAGUGCUGACCAACUUGAUUUGCAACUCCAAUUUCUUGAUUGCAAGACUGGACAUAUAGUGACUCUGACUCUGGACAUGACUUGUUUGAAACAAGGUAUCUACCCCAUGGAGAUUCUUCCUUCACAAGUGCAGUCACAAUCACCAGUAUCGCAACUGCGCUCUGCUGAAAUUUUGUCUGCAGUUAGGACUCUAAAACCUGAUCACUCUAGGAUUCUAAGGCUCUGUAGAUGUGUUUCCCAGGUACUAAGAAAUCAUAAAUAAGACUUGACAACUAGCAACCACUCGAACUACAACCAUCAUUAACCUCAGUUUUACAACAUGAAUCAUUCAUAAGACCUCACACCUAGCAACCAUUGGUUGAUCAUACAACCAUCCUUAACCCCAGUUUUACUCUUUGUAUGGUGUAAAUAUGAAUUUUGAUCCAAGUCAGCGCUAAAGCAGGAUCUGCUUAACU
This is a messenger RNA of Papaver somniferum (opium poppy), 4090 nucleotides long. RefSeq lists its product as uncharacterized. Bases 124 to 3897 code for a protein of 1257 amino acids. NCBI's taxonomy places the organism in Eukaryota, Viridiplantae, Streptophyta, Magnoliopsida, Ranunculales, Papaveraceae. The record is from RefSeq and is a predicted model, not a curated record. The transcript has 16 exons.